This is a messenger RNA of Marmota monax (woodchuck), 3379 nucleotides long. Its product is annotated as E3 ubiquitin-protein ligase ZNRF2-like. The record is from RefSeq and is a predicted model, not a curated record. Lineage: Eukaryota; Metazoa; Chordata; Mammalia; Rodentia; Sciuridae.
CCGGCCCGGGGCAGGGAGGACAUGGGCGCCAAGCAGAGCGGCCCGGCCACCGCUAACGGCCGUACCCGUGCGUACUCAGGCUCGGAUCUACCUUCCAGCAGCAGCGGAGGGGCCAAUGAGACCGCGGGCAGCGGCGGCGGGGCUCGGGAGGCGGCCGCGGGCAGGUUUCCGGCUCAGGUGCCUAGUGCACAUCAGCCCAGCGCUUCGGGCGGCGCAGCCGCGGCCUCGGCAGCCCCGCACAGCCGCUCCCUCGGCGGGGCCGUGGGGAGCGUGGCGUCGGGGGCCCCAGCCGCGCAGUCCUCCUUCAGCAUCCCCAACAGCAGCAGCGCCUACGGCUCGCAGGACUCGGUGCACAGCAGCCCCGAGGGCGGCGGCGGCGGCGGCAGGGACCGGCCGGCGGGCGGGGGCCCCGGCGGGCCGCGCCUGGUGAUCGGCUCCCUCCCAGCUCACCUCUCGCCGCACAUGUUUGGAGGAUUUAAGUGCCCUGUAUGCUCAAAAUUUGUACCCUCUGAUGAAAUGGAUUUGCACCUUGUGAUGUGUUUAACAAAGCCAAGAAUAACCUAUAAUGAGGAUGUACUGAGUAAAGAUGCUGGGGAAUGUGCAAUAUGUCUUGAAGAAUUGCAGCAGGGAGAUACUAUAGCACGACUGCCUUGCCUAUGCAUAUAUCAUAAAAGCUGCAUAGAUGAAUGGUUUGAAGUAAAUAGAUCUUGUCCUGAGCACCCUUCAGAUUAAGCAUCAGAUUCCUGUUUUAUAGGAUGCUUGAAAAAUCUAGAGGAUUUGAGGAUCUGUCUCUGGAAAAACAAAAAUGCAGGCUUACUCAGCCAGAAAUCUGAGUUCUGUGAGACUUGGUAAUACAGAGAUGGACAAUCACACAAGAAAAAAGAAAAAACAUCCUGCUGAAGAGAGGACAGUAACCACAGAACUCAGUGUACCAAACUUGCAUAUAAGGGACACACAGGGAUUUUGAAAAUGCUGCACAUCCCUUAAUAGUCAUCUACAUAGGUAAUACUGAUGAACAUUUUGUAUUCAGACGCCAAAGUUAACUGAUUUAAAAGUUGAUUUACUUUUUAUUCAGUUCUCUAGAGCUGCGCAACUAGCUGUGUUUUGAUUUGUUUUGUUUUGUUUCUUUAAUUUGGGGUCUCUUUUAUUUCCCCCAACAUAAUGUUUUUGCAUUCACUUAUUCUUAAAUUGAAAAACCAUAUAAGUUACUUCUCAUAAAGUCUUAAAUGUGAAACCAAGAAAUGUAAUCAAGCAGUAAAACAUUCUCUGAAUGUAGACCAUGAUCUCAAGUUCUUCCAUUUUUCCCCCAAGUGUGGAAAACUAAUUUCUACAUAGGAAAACUAAAAUAUGUUUGUUUUUAAAUUAAAGGUUUAAAUAUUAUCAGAAUGCUGCCCAAAGAAUAAAUCAAGUUACAUAAUUACAUUUUAAUUAAAUAAAUGUAGAAAUUGUCUACUGAAUUGUAGUUUAUAAAAUAUAUUGUUUCCUCUUAAAUAAAACUGCUCAACAUUUAAUCAGCAAUCAUCUUGCAGCUAUGCAACUUUUAAAAUAAUAUAAAUUAUUCAUUUUAAGUGCUGCCAGCUAUAAUAACUUUUGUUUUAACGGGUAUUUUUUUUUUCUUUUUUCAUGUGAUUAUUUUAUUGUACUUUGCAUCUCCAGGCAGUUUUCCCACAUUUGGGUAAAAUGUGUAGCAGAGCAUAAGCUUAAAAUUUAUGAAAAAGAGUAAAACAGAAAUUUCUGAAGUGGAAGUUGGAAUAAUUUGAGGGGUAUUUUAUAUACCUUUAAACAUCAGGAUUUAAAAUUGGGAUGUCAGGUUUAUAGCAAUUCACACCUUUAAUUUUCCAGAUAAUCUGGAAGUUAACAUUUGAUAAAUGAUUUUUUAAAGCAAAUACAAAGAUUUUGUUCAUUUAUAAUUUAUUAAUGUGUUAUUACUCUUAUUGAAAAUGUUAGAGACUUUUAAAUUGAGCCUUGUGUAGAAAAAAUAAUGUAUUAAGCAAAAUUAUGUGAAUAAAUAUUCCCCCAAAAUAUAUCUGAAUGGUUAAAAAUACUGGAAGAGAGCUAUCAGGGCUACAAUAGUGAAUGUCUUUUAGAAAAAAAAAAUAUAUCAACAAUAAGUAGAUUUUGCAUUUUCAACAUAGGGAAAAUGUUAUCAGUAAAUAUUUAGGCAGUGCACUUUACUUAGUUUAAUUGAGAGUUGCACAAUACUGUUUCCUUAUUUUAAGCUCUCUUUAAUGUAUUUAAGUAUUUGCUUUUUAAUUUAACUCUGCUGCUCUUAUUUUCCUUUAGUUUGUUUCCCUACUCUAUUGCUUCUGUUUCAUACUUUCUAAAAGGGCAAGUACAGGAGCAACUGCUGCUCCCCAGAAAAAUUUGUGUAUUAUGAAUAAUUUAAAUAAUUUUUAAUUGCUUUCUGUAUGAUUUCAAACUAGAUAACAUUUUCCCUCAAGUUAUGCUGUGAAAAAUGCCAUUUGUUAUGCUGCAAUUGCUGCAAAGAAUCCAAAACUUCCAUUGUGUCAGCCAACAGCACAGUUUCAUAGGUGCUUUUUUUUAGUAGUUGUAGAAAAUUAUUUUCCCUCAAGGGAAACAUUCUUAAAUUUUUUUCAUAAAAUCUUAGUUUGAAUUUAUUUCACAUUUUCAAUUGUGUAAGCUUUUGCACCCUCCCCUCAUGUACUCCCCCAAGGAAAGCCUCUUAGACUGUGAAUAAUUAAUUUGUUUUCUACUACUGGUAUAUUGUGAUAAGAAUUACUUUGUUGUCUUCCAUUCUUAAGAGAUUUAUUAUAGCUGUGGUAAUUAAUUGUUUAUAUUCUGGCAGUUGAUUUUCUGAUAUAGCUUACUUGUAAACUUUACUUUUUGAACUGUACCGGCUUAAGUUCACUUUUCCUUGUUUACCUUGUCCCAUAUUCUCAGUCUUAAUAAUUUAGCCUAUGUCUAUCAUAAGGCUGUGUGCUGCAGCUGCUACAAUUGAAGCUCCUGGGAUUUUAAAGAAAGUUUAGUGUUUGUCACUGUCGAUGCUACUUGAUUAUUAAUGUUUGUAUAUAGAAAUUUUUACUGAAAUCUGUUUAAAACAACCCCUUUUUGUUAACAUUUACAAAGUUGUUAUUUUUAUUUUAAAUUCAAUCUCUAAUGACUUCUUAGAAUGAAGAAUUUAGGGAAAAGGAGGCGGGAGGAGGGGUAAGCUCAAAUGCUCCAGUUUUUAUUCAAAAUCAAAGUUAUUCUGGAAAAUACUAUAAGUGUUAGUCUAUAAUAUCUCUUAUAAUAUUUGCAGUCUGUAUGCAAACACUGAAUAGUAUAAGUGGGACAUAAAAUUAUGUUGGAUAUUUAAAUAUUCAGCUGAAACUACUGAACACUAAAUAUUAUGGAAAUUAAAAGCCUGGAUUAUCAAGUU